GCUCCCAUGGCGGCGGCGCGGGGCUGGCUGCGGAAGGUGGCGGCUGUCGCUGGGGCGCUGCCCGGCGGGGGCGGCCCGGGACGAGCACCGGGACCGGCCCCAGACACGGCCGCCCCCGCCACAGCCGCGCUCUACGUGCACUGGCCCUACUGCCGCAAGCGCUGCUCCUACUGCAACUUCAACACGUACGUGGUGCCGGCGGUGGACGAGGCGGCCGUGCGCGCCUGCCUGGUGCGGGAGGCACAGACCCUGCUCCGCCUCAGCCAGGUGCACAGCGUCACCUCCGUCUUCUUCGGCGGGGGCACCCCCAGCCUGGCCAGCCCCGGCACUGUUGCAGCAGUGUUGGAGGCCGUGGCGGGGGCUGCCCACCUUCCGGCUGGUGCUGAGGUCACGCUGGAGGCCAACCCCAGCUCCACCAGCGCAUCUGCCCUUGACGGCUUCAGAGCAGCUGGGGUCAACCGUCUCUCCAUCGGCGUGCAGUCGCUGGAUGACACCGAGCUGAGGAUGCUGGGCCGGGAGCACACAGCGGCAGAGGCACGGAAGGCUGUGGAAGCGGCUCGGGGGCUCUUCCCUGGCCGAACCUCCAUCGACCUCCUGUUUGGGCUGCCGGGACAGAGCCGGGACGCCUGGGCCCAGCGGCUGGAGGCAACCCUGAGGCUCUGUGACGACCACAUCUCCCUGUACCAGCUGACGUUGGAGCGGGGCACAGCGCUGGCCGCACAGGUCAGGGGCGGGGCCCUGCCCGCACCCCCCCAGGAUCUGCUGGCUGACAUGUACCAGACGGCCCGGAAUGUGCUGGUGGCUGCCGGCUUCCGCCACUAUGAGGUCUCCAAUUUUGCGCGGAAGGUGGGAUGCCCCCCAUGCUGUGUACCCCAAUGUCAUGUUGGUCCCCCCAGCAGGCUCAGCCACUCCUCUCACCCCAGGGCUCUCCCCCAGGGCGCCCUCAGCACCCACAACCUCUCAUACUGGCGGGCUGAGCAGUACAUCGGUGUGGGGCCAGGGGCACACGGGCGCUUCGUGCUGCGGGCUGAGGGCGGCUGCAGCCGGGAAGCUCGUGUGCAGACCCUGGAGCCUGUCGCCUGGAUGCGGGAGGUGCAGAGCCAGGGACACGGCACCAGGAGUCGGGCGGUGCUGAGCCCGCUGGAGCAGCUGGAGGAGCUGCUCACCCUGGGACUGCGCAUGGAUGAAGGCAUCACACAUGAGCGCUGGGGGCAUUUCUCUCCUCAGCUCAGCCUGCAGGCCGUGUUUGGGGAGCCGGGGGAGGCUCGGGCACUGCAGCAAGAGGGCUGGCUUGUCCUGGACAGCGGUGGCCUGCGGUGCACCUGGGCCGGCCUGGCCGUGCUGGACUCGCUGCUGCCCGACCUGCUCUGGCAGCUGCAGCGGGUGCUGGGCGCUGCCCGGCGCCCACCGAGGGGAGCGGCAGGGGAACGAGCCGGUGGCGGGGCGCGAGGGCUGUAAGCGGCCACAAUGGAUAAUAAUGGCUAAUAAACUACAAGAGCGGUGUGCUGGCUGAGGGGUGUUGGGGCCGGGGCGCUGGCCGGGGGAGGUGUUACUGCACGGUAGGCUCCUGUAUCCCGGUGUUCGGGUGUCCUGAGGCCCGGUGUCCCGGCGCCCUGCUGUUUCUAGUCGCGCAGUGUCCUAGUGCCCAGUGUCCCGUGUCCCUGGUGUCUGGGUAUUCCGGAGUCCCGGCACCCCAGUAUCCCGCUGUGUCCGCGGAUCCCGGUGCCCCGCCACCCUGGUGUUCCUAGUCGCCCAGUGUUCCGUGUCCCGGAGCGCCAGUCCCGCAAGAUCCUCAAUGUCCCAUUGACCCCGGCCGUUUCGCAGC
Molecule: messenger RNA, 1825 nt
Organism: Camarhynchus parvulus
Lineage: Eukaryota; Metazoa; Chordata; Aves; Passeriformes; Thraupidae
Gene: RSAD1
Product: radical S-adenosyl methionine domain containing 1
Exons: 8
Coding region: 7-1458 (483 amino acids)
Biological process (GO): porphyrin-containing compound biosynthetic process
Cellular component (GO): cytoplasm
Molecular function (GO): 4 iron, 4 sulfur cluster binding; coproporphyrinogen oxidase activity
Source: RefSeq, a predicted model, not a curated record